Molecule: messenger RNA, 582 nt
Organism: Rotaria socialis
Lineage: Eukaryota; Metazoa; Rotifera; Eurotatoria; Philodinida; Philodinidae
Source: the annotation of a GenBank genome assembly
AUGUUUCGAGUUUUACUAUUAUGUAUUGUUCAUGCUGUCGUUUGUCACACUGCGAAACGGCAAUAUUUAAUUGUUACUGACUUUUUUACUGGAAUCAAAGCACACGAAUAUUCGGUCUACUAUCCAACUAGCAAAAUUCUCCAAUAUAGGAUUGAAUCGAAAUACCAUAUUCUGCAAUCACUGGAAUUAGUUAGUUAUCCAACAAAAACAAUUAUUGGGAAACUUAAAUCUAAAAUAAAAAUGAUCCUUUACGAAGCAGAUUUCGACAUUUAUGAUAAUCGGACUCGGCAAUGGUUAAAAGGCACCGUCAAACAAGGUUGGAGCUUAUUUAGACAUAAUUGGACGAUCGAAUUCAACGGUCGUUCAUUAUUGAUGGAAACUGAAUCACUUUCAUUUGAUACAAAUAUUUUUGACCAACAAAAUAAUCGUGCACUAUUAGCUAAAUUUCGUUUGAGACCACAUUCACUUAUGUGGGUUAGCAAGUACGAUCUGGAGAUUUAUUCAAAUGAGAUACCAGAUAGUGUCUAUCUACUGAGCAUAGCUGCGCGAGAUCGUGCUUUGCGACCUAGACGAAAAGGUUAA